This is a messenger RNA of Triticum aestivum (bread wheat), 2412 nucleotides long. RefSeq lists its product as uncharacterized. The record is from RefSeq and is a predicted model, not a curated record. NCBI's taxonomy places the organism in Eukaryota, Viridiplantae, Streptophyta, Magnoliopsida, Poales, Poaceae. The transcript has 5 exons. The coding region runs from base 97 to 2412 and encodes 771 amino acids.
UGUGCGGCGGUCUCAGCCUUGCGUGGUAAAGGCGCAGCACCGGAGCAAGGCCAAGUAUCACCGAGGGAUGCGGCUACAUCGGCUUGUCUAGAUGGGAUGGAUCGAAAUUCAACUUAUGUGCUGAAAAUCAAUUUGCUUGGCAACCCAAAAAAGGCUAGAAAGGAUAUCAAAUGCUUCUGUUUUGAUAAGGUUAUUGAUUCCGACUUAACAAAUUAUAAGGACUUGGUUGAAUCAAUCGUAGAGCAGUACUCGCCUCGUUAUUUGGAAGUUGAACAUGUUCAGUACUAUGAUGAUGUUCUUAAAAUCUACCCUGAAGUAACAUCUGACCAAGAAUUGGUGUCGAUGUUUGAGAAACACUCUAAGACAAAGGUUGUGCACAUGUUUGUUGCAUAUUGUGAUCCAUCGGAACCAUAUGAGCCUAUAACGGAGUGGCAUAGUGAUGCGCAUAGCCAACCUAACAACAUAGAACAAGAUGAUGAUGAUUAUCUUCGCAACCCAGUACCUGAGAAUGAGCAUGUUGGUGUUGAUGAGGAAAAUAUUUAUUUAGAGGAUGAACAUGUACCUCUUAUCAUGGUUCCUUGUUCCAAUAAAGAAAAGGACAAAGACUAUGUUCCUGAUCAUGAGAGCGAGGUUGAGAGCGAGGAUGAGAGCAUGUCAGAGGUUGAAGUAGAGGAAGAUGAGGAAUAUCACGAGGCAGAUCAUGCACCACACAUUGAAUAUAAUAAAUUAGAUCCUCCAAUGAACGAAGGAAGAAAAUAUCCCAAUAUGGCAGAGUUUAAAUUGGCGCUCUCUCGGCAUGCAAUCAAACAUGAAUUUGAGUUUGACACCGAAAAGAGUGCACCACAUAGGUUCAGAGCUUAUUGUUCAAGAAGGGAUGAAGAUAAGUGUCCAUGGAGGAUAUAUGCUUCUACAAUGGAAGAUGAGUGCACAGUAAUGGUGAGAAAGAACCCUUGUGGUCAUGAUUGCUCUAGUACAAAAAGAAAAAAGAAGUUGAAGAAUGCAAACAAGCGGUGGAUAUGUGAGCACGUGAAGGACUGGCUAAUUGAGGAUGCAACUCUAGGACCAAAGGCAUUGCGAAAGAAGCUUAAAGAGCAUCAUGGAAUCGACAUCAACUCUAAGAGAGUCUAUAUGGGUAAGCUGCUAGCCUUGAAGGAACUAUAUGGUGAUUGGGAUACAAGCUUUGAUAAUCUGUAUAGUUUCAAGGCGCAAAUUGAAAGUUGCUGCCCCGGUAGCAUAGUGAUCAUUGAUCAUCACACAAUAAAAGAUAAAAUCAGAUUUAAAAGAAUUUUUGUUGCUUUGAAGCCUUGCAUCGACGGGUUCCUUAAUGGCUGCAGGCCAUACUUGGCAGUAGAUAGCACCUUCUUGACAGGCAGGUUCAAGGGGCAGCUGGCUAGUGCUACUGGCGUUGAUGGCCAUAGUUGGAUGUAUCCAGUUUGUAUGGGUGUUUUCGAUUCUGAAACUAAUGAGAAUUGGACCUGGUUCAUGCAAAUGGUUAGACAAGCCAUAGGAUCCCCAAGGGGUUUAACCAUAUGCACCGAUGCUGGGCAACCAGUGAUGACAGGUGUAAAGGAAGUGUUCCCAGAGGCUGAACAUAGGGAAUGUAUGUUUCACUUGGUGUCCAACUUCAAGAAGAAGUUUCAUGGAAAGGUGUUUGAUGACCACCUUUGGGCUGCUGCUUACUCAUGGAACCCAUAUAUAUUUGAAAAACAUUGGGCUGCAAUGGACAUAGCAAAGCCUGCGGCAACUGCAUAUCUUAGGAGGUGGCACACUAGGUUGUGGUCUAGGAGUCAGUUCUCAACAAUUUCCAAGGUGGAUUAUGUUACAAACAACUUGGCUGAGUGCUUCAAUAAUUGGAUUAAGCAUCACAAGUCCUUGAACUUGGACGACUUCUUUGAUAAGGUUAGGCAGAUAAUUAUGAUCAUGUGGAACCGAAGGAGGAAAGUAGCAAGGAAGCUGGUUGGGUUGAUUCUUCCCCACAUUGACAAAUUUAAGGCAGCCUAUGACCAACUAAUUCCUGCCAUGGUUGACAAGAACCAAUGGCCUAAAUCUGACCAUGGAUUCUUCAUGUUUCCACCACUACUAAAAUCCACGGCGGGUAGGCAUAAAACUGAGAGGUAUAAAGGCUGCAGUGAGAAGAAAAGAAAAAGCGGCCAACACUUAUGCCCUAUGUGUAAGGACUAUGGGCAUCAUUGGCAUAAAUGCAAGAAGGGUAACCCAGAUGACAUUGCUGCUAUUUUAGCUGUGAGAGGACCGCCAAAGAAGAGGGCAAAGACCACCAAAGCAUCAAUUGUGCCUUGCGAGGAUGAUGCUCCAGCAGCCUCUAUGUGCUUUCCGCCAAGCCAAAGCUUGGAACCUACAACUACGAAAAAGAGAAAACACGAUAACUCAAUUACUGGAGCAUCAAAAAGGUAA